Trichobilharzia szidati is the source of this 1386-nucleotide messenger RNA. The record is from the annotation of a GenBank genome assembly. Lineage: Eukaryota; Metazoa; Platyhelminthes; Trematoda; Strigeidida; Schistosomatidae.
AUGGAAGUGGAAAACUCCUUACAAUGGUGGAACACUACGGACAGUCAACUAUGUCAACCCUUUAAUGGUGUGGCGUCUUCCUCACUGGAAUCUCCAGGCGUUGGCUUAGUAUACUGUGUUGGCUUUGACAAAUUGUCAAUUGGGUUAAAUGAAGGCUUCGCUUGGGAAUUUUCUAGUAGUAGUGUUGCUUGUAAUUGUUUGACUUCAAUCUGUGAUCUUACAAAGGGACCCAGUCUUGUAAAUAAUCCAUACUCUUGGAAUAAGCUCGGUAAUGUGCUUUACUUGGAGUCUCCAGCUGGUGUAGGAUUCUCUUAUUCUCUUGAUGGUAAUGUUACCACUGAUGAUGACCAGACGGCAUUGAAUAAUCACCAUGCCCUGCUUCAUUUCUUAGAGAAGUUUCCAGAAUAUGAAGGUCGUAAACUGUAUGUCACUGGUGAGAGUUAUGGUGGUGUUUAUGUGCCUACACUGGCAUUACUGCUUAAAGAUUCACCGAGAUUUAAACUUGCGGGUAUUGCAGUUGGUAACGGAUUGACAAGCCAUACAUUGAAUGAUAACUCUCUUUUAUAUUUUAUCAGAUAUCAUGGUCUUGUCGAUGAAAGUUCAUGGAAUGAUCUACUCGCUAAAUGUUGUAGUGACCAAUGCUCAACCUGGUGUACAUUCACUGACAACAAAACUAAAGAAUGUCAACGUAUUAUCAGUCAAUUGAUGGAACAGGCCUUCAAAGGCAUAAACAUAUACAAUUUAUAUUCUGAAUGUGCUGGUGGUGUAAAUACAUUAUUUCAAGAAAGUCUGUCAAUAUCGAUUGCUGAAAUAUCCUCCACUCUACAGUCUUCAAAAACGUAUCUCCAUCAUAAUUUUGGUAGUAUGUUUCGUGAUAAUGUUUAUACGAGAUAUCAUCAUUAUGCAGGUUCUGCAAUGCCAUGUAUAGACGAUACAAUAAUGCAUAGUUAUUUAAAUUCACCUGCUAUCCGUCGACUUAUCAAUGUAAAACCAGAUAUACCAAAGGAGUGGGAUGUAUGCAAUUAUGAAGUAGGACGUAAUUAUAUUCGUACUUAUGACGACCUAUCUGAACAGUAUAUGAAACUACUUCAAUCCAAUAUAUCUGCAUUGAUAUACAACGGUGAUAUUGACUUGGCUUGUAAUUAUCUCGGUGAUGAAAUGUUCGUAGAUAAUUUGAAAUUAAAGCCUACUUUAUCACGUCGACCUUGGUUAUACACGGAGAGUGAUGGCACAAAACAGGUUGGAGGAUUUUGGACAAUGUUUGGAGAUCAUAGUUCAAUUCUAAUGUUUGCGACAGUUCGUGGAGCAGGACAUAUGGUGCCUAGAGAUAAACCUGCAGCAGCUUUCCAUCUAAUCGAAAAGUUUAUUCAUGGUGAAAGUCUUUAA